AUCUUCACCUUUCAUACUACGGAUAGCACCGUUUACCUAUCAAGAUAUAGGGUUCACGGCGGGUGUGACCGAUCUUCAGGGGAUGCUUACUCCUCCUAAACACCUGAUUCCACCUUUGGUAUAUGCAGGGGUCCGUGUUCAUCCAACUCUUUAUUUUGCAUUCCUUAUAGGAGUUAUGCAAUUGAUCACUGAUCAUUUGUUAUAUCCAUCUUUUCAUCAAAGGGCUGAUAGAACGGCUGCGGCUAUUGUAAGGCGCGAGAAAGAAGAAGCAGAAAAAUAAGAAGAUCCGAGGAAAACAAUAAGUCUCCAAACUUCGUUCGGGAGACUUAAUCAUUAGUGUAACAGUUUUUAGUCAAUCAUUUAAUAUAUAUAGAAAACCGUAAUACGAGUACAUAGAUGAACGCUCGUGUACUAUAUAGAUGAACGAGUUCGUGUCUAUAAAAAUCGGUUUUUUUCCCCAUUAUUAUUAUUUUACUAUCCUAUUAUGGUAAGUAUAGAUCUAAUAAAACAAAUUAAUAAAUGUACAUUGUAUAGAUCUAUUUAUUGAAAUAUUCAAAUACAAUAACGAUCUACAUAUGUGACAGUCCAACGAUAAAUUCAUUAAGAAUAUGGUACAAACACAAUAUAUUAAUGAAAGGUGAAGAUAACGAACAGUGAUCAAUCUCAGAACUAUAAGCAAUACAAAAUAUACAGUUGGGCAAACACGGACCCUUGGACACAACAGAAGUGGAAUCAGGUGUCUAGGAGGAGUAACCAUCCCCUGUUGACCGUUCACACCUGUCGUUAGCCCUAUAUCUUGAUCAAGUAAACGGAGUUAUCCGUAGUCAAAAUCAGUAUGCCAACAACGGCCUAACAAUUGGUAUGAAACACGUCCAAUAGCAUUUGACCCAGUGAUAGGUUGUAUUGACGAACUAGAUCGUUAUAACGACCAUAGAAUAUGCGAAAUGCUGACUUCAAUCGAGGCUGUUGAAACCCCUGUAUUCAUCAACUUGUUUGUCAAUAGCUUGCCUCGAUUUAAAAACUGACCAUACGCAGAACAAGCUCUUGCGUAUCGAAUCAGUUGAUUGGUUGAAUAUUGUUUAACGUCCCUCUUGAGAAUAUUUCACUCAUGUGGAGACGUCACCACUGCCGGUGAAAGUCUGCAAAAUUUAGUCCUAUGCUCGGCGCUUAUGGCCUUUGAACAGGGAGGGAUCUUCAUCAUGCCACACCUGCUGUGUCACCGGACCUCGGUUUUUGCGGUCUCAUCCGAAGGACCGCCCCAUUUGUCGCCUUCUACAAGCAAGGGCUACUGAGGACCUAUUCUAACCCGGAACCCUACGGGAUUCGAAUCAGUUGAGAGAUAUAAAAACCAUAUGCAAGUGAUAAUGGAAUAUUGCUACAUAAAUAUGGGAAGUUGACGAUGGAGAAGCUGAAAUCACCCCGUUUGUCAUACAGUUGAGUUGUCAGUUUGCCGUUAUGUCUACUUUCAAUAAAAUAUCUAAGCAUGAAGCAGAAGUGGACGACUCUGUGGUGUCUUUUAUUACGAGCUCACAGGGAUAUAUCGAAUCGACAUAUGAAUGAAAGUUAUUGUUAUUAGACAAAACGUCGUCGAUAAAUCUAAAUGCAGAAUUGAAAGCCACAGCAAGAUAUUUUUUCUUCUCACGCAGACGUGUUUCUAAUAAAUUCUGCCUCAUAUCAAUAUAGAAACAGGUCAGCUAACAAAGGAGCACAAUAGUCCGUUUGCCAGUAUCCGACAUCGGUCUGAAUAUUUCGUAUAAUAGCGGGAAAAAAUUGUUUCCCUUGAAACACAAAAGAGUUCCACCGGACAAACUAUCGCUUCAAUACACAUGAUAAAUUUACCUGUUAUCGAUCGAUAUGGAUGCGUGUGACAACAUAAAUAGCUUUCGUUUACCUGAGCUACAAAAAUACCUGAAGUCAAGAGGUGUGACGGUGUCGGGAUACAACAAGGUCGCUUUGAAGGAGAUUGCUUUGGCAGUUGAAAGGUUAAAUUUGCCGGUAGAUCCUGAUUUCCAGCAAGAUUCUGUUUUAAAGGAUAUCAAGGAAAAGUUGGCGAAAGCGGGACUCCCUGAUAAGAAUCCGUUAGAACUGGAAGGAUACACGUCAGACUUUACCUAUAUGCCAGAGUUUGGACUUAUUGACGUUUUCAACUACAUGAUUUUUAACAAGUCCGACUACGACAAGAGGAAGCUGAAGGGAUUCAAGUCCUUUGAAGAUUAUAGACUUUUUUAUGAUGGGCAUGUUGAGAAGUUAAUGUUUAAUGCCGUAUCUGAAACAAGCGAGGUGUGCUUAUUCAAGGCUGAGGUGAAACCAACCCAAAGAGACAAAACCUACCUGAAUAAAAACUUCUAUGAUUUGUGGUUUGCCCUUAACAAGGAAGACGGAUCAGUUGUCACUGGCCACUGUGAAUGCGUUGGAGGGGCUGACGGAGCUUGCAGACAUCUAGCUGCAGCCCUUUAUGAGCUGGAGGCUUUUGAGAUAAAGUCCUGCACUGACGGAGAAAACCAGUGGGCUAAAAGACCUCGCCAUCAUGACAUACCUGUUCCUGUACGCAACCUGAGUAUUGUCAAAGCUAAAUACCAUCGUUUAAAUGUUGAAAAUGCCACAAAACCACACAGUGACCUAUUUGACCCAAGGAACAAACAACACCGCACUCCCAUAACAGAUGAUGAGAAGAGGGAAUUUGGUCUGAAAAUUCAAGAGAUUUCCAAAAAUGCACAAUGUCUUGACAUUUUGCUUGAUCCAGAAGACCGGUGUGGACAAACAAAGGAUAACGGCAUGGAUAUCCAUGUAGAGAAAAUUUCUAUUGUGAAUAAAGCCAAAGCAUUCGUUGAGGAAAAUGAUAUUUCAAUUACAAAUUUUGAUGAGAAGGUAACAGAAUUCUGUGGCUCACUUAACAUAUCAGAAAAUGAUGUUUCUUGUGUCUUGGAGAAAACAGAAGGACAGUCUAGUAAUAAUGUGUGGCACCUUCUCAGGAAAGGUCUAUUAACAGCUUCUAAUUUUGGUGAAGCGUGCAAAUAUGUAGAAAAGAAUCGACCGCCAUCUGUCACUUUCAUGAAAAAAAUAAUGGGAGAAAGCCGCAUAGACGAUGCUAUGUUACCACCUGCGUUGAGAUGGGGUCGAAAAAAAGAGCCCAUUGCUAGGAUUUUUUACAGCAGAAUUAUUAAAAAAAUUCAUAACUGUAGGUCAUUAAAAGUAACAGAGGUUGGACUUUUACUCAGUGAAAAGUAUCCGGUUUUAGGAUGUAGUUCGGAUGGUGUAGCUGUUUGUAAAUGUAAAUCCCAGCAUAUAAACAGAUUAGUGGAAAUAAAAUGUCCUUAUUCGCUUCGAGACAGCAAUGCAAAAGAGGUUGCGAUUCUAAAAAACUGUACCUUUAAUAAACUAACCAAUGAAUGGAAAGUAAGUAAAGCCUGUCCUUAUUAUGCACAAAUCCAGGGACAACUCGGUCUAUAUAAUUACACUGAAUGUGACUUAAUUAUUUACACAAACAAAGGUAUUCACAUUUCUACAGCAAGAUUUGAUGAGGAAUAUUUCUGCGAUAUGGUGAAUAAACUUAAUAGAUUUCAUAGUGCUUAUGUGGUUCCACAUAUUUUCCGUGAUUUUUUGAAGAGUACAAAUAAUGAGUGUAAUCCAGUUGCUGGCUAAUUGUCCAUUAUUAUGUCAAAAUGAUUUGUUAAUGUUUGAAUAUCUGAACUGAAUUAAUAUUUAUUCAUAAAAGUUUGCAAUUAUUGUUUAAUCUUUAGGAGCUUAUAAAACAACAUUUAUUUCAUAUUACAUUGACUCUUAAUGAUGUAAACUCAUUAAAUGGAUAUUGCAUUUACAAUGUAUCUGUAUCUUUAACCAUACAAAUAUAUGAUGAUGUCACAAUAAAAAGAUGAAACUUUA
This is a messenger RNA of Ostrea edulis (European flat oyster), 3882 nucleotides long. RefSeq lists its product as uncharacterized. Lineage: Eukaryota; Metazoa; Mollusca; Bivalvia; Ostreida; Ostreidae. Gene Ontology annotation, molecular function: zinc ion binding. The transcript has 3 exons. Bases 1855 to 3642 code for a protein of 595 amino acids. The record is from RefSeq and is a predicted model, not a curated record.